AUGAUUUCACCUUCAGCAGGAAUUCCGAGUCCACGAGGAAGCGGCGACAGUCUCGAAAGUUUCCGAACUCCAACAGGAUUGUCAGGGGCAUCUACACACGUGGCGAAGGUAGGCUCGUUGUCCACUGUGGAUUCCUCCUUGGAACUCGCCGUCAAAUGCAGGACAGAGUCCUCAAGCAUUUCUGCAUUCUCAUCGCCUUCUUCUAUUUUCACGAAGGAGCUUCAGACGGAGGUUGAACCUGAGAUCCUCCGCGGCGUGUCCCUUGACGUUGCCCUCCAAGGGUUAGGACGACACUUGCAGCCACCAGAUUCGGGCAUGUUUCACGUGGAUCCCAAGAACUACAUGCUCAGCCGGAGAACAACCAAGUUCCAUGCCUUUCUGAGUCAUGACUGGGAAUCCUCACGCUGGAUGAAGGUGAUUGCCCUGCUUAUCGCAUUCAACGCACAAGCAGCCUCCAUUACCACCACCGUUGUCAGCGUGCUGACAGGGAUUUUGUGCGCUUCGGGCGUGCUGCCGACCGACUUUUGGACUGCCAUUCUGCCCCAUGCAGCAUUUUGGAUCGUCCUUUUCUUCUGGCAGCGGAUACGCAGCAUGAUUGGCUUUCCAGUGAUGGUCUUUCUGGAUAAGCUUUGCAUCGCACAACAUGAUGAAGCGCUGAAGGAGCAGGGUGUGCUUGGACUCGCCGCGUUUCUCCACCGAUCUGACCAGCUCACAGUUCUUUGGUCCAAAAGGUACUUUCGUCGCCUUUGGUGCAGCUAUGAGCUUGCGACGUUCAUGAAGGACGCGGACAAGCACGCGUCUAUCCAGUUUAUUCCUUUGAAGAUGGGUGUGCUGCUGAGCCUCCUGGCACUAGUUGGACUGACGGCGACCACACUUUUUUAUGUCUCUUUGGAUCUUGGUCAUGGCCAUAUUGAGUACCCGUUGACUACUGGGACCCUGGCUGCUGGCGCGGUCUUCUUUUUCUGCCCCCUGCUCAACUACAUUGGCAUCAAGCUCAUGCAGGAAUUGCGGGAGCUGCCCCACCAGGUGUGCAACUUCCGCGUCCAGAAAGCAGAGUGCUUCUGUUGUUCGCGCAACCACCUGCACCCGGACACCGGUGCAGACAUCCCAUGUGAUAGAGCGACUGUCGCUCUGAUGCUUCAGCAAUGGUUCGGCCGGCCCGGCGAUCUGGGUGAGGAGUACUGCCGACGAUUCAAUCGUUUGGUGCGUCAUCGAUUAGGUCCUAAAAUUCUACGAUCCGUUGGGGGAGAUGCCCUGCCAUUGUCAUACGCGCUCUACGUGGUUUGUUGCAGCAACAUGCCAUGGCUGUCCACGGUCAUCACUCAAGUUGCAGCAGGUCCUCCGACUGCAUCUGGAGUUGGAUCCAUGGUAUGGGUCUUGCGGCAUUUCCUGGAAUGGGCACAACUUUGCCUGGCGAUGCUUUGCAUGAUGCGCGUCAGCACACUUCUGUGGAAGGUGGGAAGCAGGACGCAACGGAAGGGCAGACGAAUCCUGGCUUCCUUUGCCAUCGUGGUCCCAACCAUCGCGGUAGGGGCUAUCACUUGGUGGUCUUUCGUUCUGAUCUACGAAGCCACUUCGCAAGACAGCCUGCUUCCUGGGAUUCCCUUCCUGCUCGUGCUCAUCCUUACUGGAUACCUGUAUUGGCCGUCCAGCCCACGAGUUUCCGAUCUGGAAGAGAAAGGGAUGGAGGUGGAACCCGACAUGAUCUGCUCUCCAGGUGUAUCGACUAGUGCAGAUGGAUUCCGUUUCCGGUCACACCAUGCUCAGCCUGGUGAACAACAAG
Molecule: messenger RNA, 1783 nt
Organism: Symbiodinium pilosum
Lineage: Eukaryota; Dinophyceae; Suessiales; Symbiodiniaceae
Source: the annotation of a GenBank genome assembly